AUGUUGUGUAGCACGGAGACCGAGCAGGAAGCUAUCAAACUAGCAGAAUCCGUCUGGUUCAUCCACAACCAAGGUGGAUUCGAAAUUCGCAAUUGGAUGUCGAAUUCGGCGACUGUCCUUUCAAAACUUAACGGUAAUCCUUGUACAGAAAGAAGUCUAGACUUGUCGUCCGAUCUUGCGACCGAAAAGGUGCUAGGCAUGUGGUGGUGUACCCAAACGGACUGCUUCAUCUAUAAAAUUAAUAGGGCCCGAUUGGGUGAAGAUUUGCUCGAAGGCAAUCGCAUCCCAACGAAACGUGAAGUUUUACGAACCAUGAUGACCAUAUACGAUCCGUUGGGUCUCAUCGCCAAUUAUCUUAUGUACCUCAAAGUGCUGUUGCAGGAGAUUUGGAGGACUGGUGUAGGAUGGGACGAGAAAGUGGAUCAACGGUGUUUUGAGAAAUGGCAAACAUGGUUAAAGCUUCUUCCAGCGAUUGAAAGUCUGAGAAUUUCACGAUGCUACAGAUUUCAAACCUCAGCUGAGAAUCACACUAAAGUACAGCUACACGUUUUCGUAGACGCCAGUGAAAACAGCAGUGCAGCUGUUGCGUAUCUCAGAUUCACGGAAAACGUGACAACUGAAUGCUCUCUUGUCAGCGCGAAGACUCGUGUAGCGCCGCUUAAAUAUCUAACUAUCCCUAGGAUGGAGCUUCAGGCGGCGCUCAUAGGUGCUAGGUUAGCACACUCUAUUCUCCAGGGAUUGUCGAUCAAGGUUUCUCGGUGUAUUUUUUGGUCAGACUCCAGGAACGCACUAGCGUGGAUUCGUGCGGACCAUCGCCGUUACAGUCAAUUUGUGGCCGCUAGAGUCAGUGAAAUCCUGGACCUGACUAACGUAUCUGAUUGGAGGUGGGUUCCAACAAAGUGGAACGUAGCCGACGAAGGCACGAAAUGGUUGCGGAGUCCAUCGAUAACCAGUGAAAGUAGGUGGUUUAAAGGUCCUGAAUUUCUCUGGCAGCCUGAGGACCACUGGCCAGUGAUGCCAGUAAAAUUAGAGGAACCGAUGGAGGAGAUGCGCUCUACUGUCCACGUACAUUUUGAAGCGGUGGAAGAGAUGUACGCCAGGGUCAGCGGAAACAUCACAAGAGACGAAUUCCGCCAUGCAGAAAACUUUCAAUUUCGCACGGCUCAGCAAGAUGUAUUCCGUGAAGAACGAAGGCUUCUUGGACAGAAGCUCUCACCAAUACUGCCUAAACGAAGUCCACUGUACAAGUUAAAUCCUGUUGUCGACAAGCAAGGAGUGAUACGUAUGCAAGGCAGAACAGGCGCAUGCGAAAACCUUCCAACAGAUGCCAUCAACCCCAUUGUUUUACCCCGUGAUCAUCCCGUAACGGAUCUCGUCAUUUUGUAUCAGUCGAUUACGACGAGUAUACGCAAAGGUCAGAUCGAAAUGUUAACACUGCAAGUUACGAGAUGCUCGUCCAUGUCCUCCCGCAAUGUCCGAUCUUCCACGUGGCAGACUAGCAGCAUUUGGUUCGCCGUUUACUCACACUGGGGUCGACUAUUUCGGACCAAUGGAAGUAGCUAUCGGGAGAAGGUCCAUAUAGAACUAGCUAGCUCAUUAACCACUAAUUCAUGCAUAAUUGCACUGCGCAAUUUCAUUGCACGGCGAGGUACACCGGCUGUAUUCUACAGCGACAGGGGCACCAACUUUAUUGGCUCGGAGCGAGAGCUGAAACAGGUCUUACGAACAGUCGACCAAAACAGGAUGGCACAAGAGUUCGUAACCUCGAGCACUUCCUGGUGCUUCAAUCCUCCUGCAGCUCCCCAUAUGGGAGGAUGUUGGGAGCGACUUGUCAAGCGGACAUUGUCGGAGAUCAAGCUAUCUGUUCGCCCAACCGAUGAGGAGCUAAGAAACGCGCUGAUUGAGGUUGAAGGCAUUCUCAACGCACGACCGCUAACCUACGUUCACAUUGAAGAUGAGGCAGCUCCCGUGCUCACUCCGAACCAUUGGCUAUUGGGUAGCUCUGAUGGCUUUAAACCGUGGUCCCUCCUGGAAGACAACUCAAUCGCUCUUACGCGUGGCUGGCAUCAAUCACAAUCAUUAGCAAAUCAUUUUUGGAAGAGGUGGCUCCGGGAGUAUCUACCGGAAAUAACCCGACGCUCUAAAUGGUACCAAAAAGCUCCACCGAUCAAGGACGGCGACAUAGUCUUGAUCGUCGAUGCGGAUCAUCCGAGGAACUGCUGGCCGAAGGGCCGUGUGAUAGGCACAUCGAAUAAGGAUGGGCAAGUACGCAGGGUGACUAUCCAAACAGCAAAGGGCGUGUACGAAAGACCUACAGUAAAGGUCGCUGUGUUAGACGUCAAGGACAAAGAGGAGUUAGCUGACACAGAGGCGGAGUCAGCAAACUGGGGGGGAGUGUCACCGGACCCCUCGGUGUCGAACGCUCCCACAACAGCAGCGUCUCUAUGA
Toxorhynchites rutilus septentrionalis is the source of this 2448-nucleotide messenger RNA. RefSeq lists its product as uncharacterized. Bases 1 to 2448 code for a protein of 815 amino acids. The transcript is spliced from 4 exons. Gene Ontology annotation, molecular function: nucleic acid binding. Lineage: Eukaryota; Metazoa; Arthropoda; Insecta; Diptera; Culicidae. The record is from RefSeq and is a predicted model, not a curated record.